AUGAUCCCUACUCGCCGAAUUAAACUUGCUUUAUUCGCAGUUUUACUCGCUCUGUGCUUGUUUACACUUUCUGUCUACUUCUUCAAUGGAAACGAAUGGCUGCGGGCUUAUAAAGCUUCCUUAAGCAGCAACGAUGAUGGAAGAAUCGUGAAUGGCUUCUAUGUUGAGGAAGACAGUUCCUGGGGAAGCACUGGCACCAAUGAAGACACUACGGUUGUUAGUAUCACGCACAGCGAGCCUGGUAUGACAACGUACUAUCAACCAGUAUACCGGCCGGAUGAUACUCAAGAACCAAAGUCUCACGAAAUUGUCAUUCUGUUGGCAAGCAACGGCAAAACUUCCGAUAAGAAAGGUGGCCAAAAUGUAUUCUUGGAGUGUUUGAAAAACAGAAUCAUGUACGCCAAGGCUCACAAUUAUGCUUUCGAAUAUGUCAACGUGUCUACCUACGAUGUUCCUCCCGUUUGGGCGAAAAUGCCAGCUAUUCUUGCAACUAUGGACAAGUACCCUAAUGCGAAGUGGGUCUGGUGCCUCGACCAAGAUGCUCUUUUAAUGAAUCGCGGACUUUCCCUGCAGGACAACAUUCUCAACCCGAAGGUUCUGCUGAAGAGCCUUCUCACCAAUACUCCCUUCUCAAACGAUAUCGCAUCCCUUGGUACUCCGGAUAAGUACCGUAUGUCAGACUUGGAUAACAUUGGACUUAUCUUGUCUAAGGACCUGGAGGGGUUGAAUGCUGGAAGCUUUUUCGUUCGCGCUACACCGCUUAUGCGUAUGUUCCUAGACAUGUGGACAGAGCCCAGUUUUCGAACCAAUGAAGUUGUCAAAAAUGAACAAGAGCUCCUUGAGUAUUUUGCAAAGCAUCACCCAGAGUUAACUUCCCACGUUGGCUUGGUUUCGCCUAAAAAGAUCAACUCGUUUGAUGCUGCCGAGGAGUACAUUCGUUACACAGAAGGUGACUUGGUUAUUCACUUUGCCGGCUGUUGGGUUGAGAAUCGUUGCGAGGAACUUUGGAAUCGAUAUUAUGACAUGUCUCCCAAAGAUGACGAGGUUCAUCUCUAG
Schizosaccharomyces japonicus yFS275 is the source of this 1056-nucleotide messenger RNA. RefSeq names its product alpha-1,2-galactosyltransferase gmh3. The coding region runs from base 1 to 1056 and encodes 351 amino acids. Gene Ontology annotation, cellular component: membrane. The record is from RefSeq and is a predicted model, not a curated record. Gene Ontology annotation, molecular function: glycosyltransferase activity. Lineage: Eukaryota; Fungi; Ascomycota; Schizosaccharomycetes; Schizosaccharomycetales; Schizosaccharomycetaceae. The transcript has a single exon.